AUGUACAUGCGUGGUGCUCCCAUCAAGGGAGCCUUAGUUGAGAGCCUCUUGAAAGAUGUUUCAUUGGUACCUACUGUUAAUAGUUUUGUAGAUCGCCUCUCACUGUUAGAUUUCAAUCUUUUCCCCGCCAUUGUGGUCGAUCUGCUGCAUGAAUUCGAGCUUGGAACAUUGAAAGCGGUGAUGAUACAUUUGAUGUGGCUACUCUUUGCAGUUGACCCGCAGAAGAUUGACAUCAUCAAUGAAGGUAUAGUGUUUCAGUUAAUACCCUCUUUUGGGAAAGGUUCCAUUCAAUGGUUCCCCAAGAAUGUUUCGUCAAUGAAACAGCAAGUAGCUUGGCAUUUCGAAGAUGUGCUGCAGGUAAGUCCAUCCCAUGCACAAAUUGGAUGUAUUCUGACCAACUUAUUCAUUCCAGUGCACAAUACCAGCGUUUGA
Molecule: messenger RNA, 432 nt
Organism: Suillus subalutaceus
Lineage: Eukaryota; Fungi; Basidiomycota; Agaricomycetes; Boletales; Suillaceae
Exons: 3
Coding region: 1-432 (143 amino acids)
Source: RefSeq, a predicted model, not a curated record